AUGUCGAAGGGCACGCACAGACAUGGUCCAUAUCCUCAUGAAAUUGAGCUUGAAAAAAUGAAAAAAGCACUGAAAGAAGCUGCAAAAUACCCCGGGACUCCUGAAACGAUUUAUGACCGCGUUGCCCCAAGUCACGAAAAAGCUGCAUUAUUGAUGAAGCCAAAACAAGUUCAAAAUAUAAUUUAUGCUGCCAAAAAAAAUUAUCAUAUCAGUGCCAAAGAAAGUUUAGAGCAACAAGCUGAAACUAUAAAACAACAUCCUAAAUUUAAUGAGUAUUUCAGAAUAUGUAUGCACCCUGAAAAUCAACAGGAAGGAACAAUUUUAUUUUUUGCCCAUAAAUCGGCAUUAAACCGGUUGAAUAAUGCAAAAGAGCUUUUUUUUGAUGGAAAUUUUAAGAUUGUACCGACUCAUCCACAGUCAAUGCAAACAUGGAAUAUAUUAAUGCGAGAGCAUGGAGCUGAAAAUACAGAGACAUCUCUAGUUGGUUUUGCGUGGUGCACAAAUGCCAAUCACGGUACUUAUUGCAGAAUUUUAAAUUACUUAAAAGAACAGGCACCGAGAUUGGAGAGUAAUUUAGAAACCAUACACACAGAUUUUGAACAGGCCGCAAUUCUUGCUUUUCAUUAUGUAUUUCCUUAUGUCAGAAUCAUUGGCUGUUGGUUUCAUUUUUCCCAGGCAAUAACUAAUCAUUGGGACGACUGUGAAUUAAUCGAAAAGCUAACAAAAGAACAGAUCGAGCUUGAAAUUGUUCCAAAACGAGCUCCAAGAGAGAUCCUUUAUCUGUGUAGAAAUAUUCCUCUUUUGCCACCUGAAAAAAUUGAAAUUGGUCUAAAAAUUCUCUCUAAUCUCAUUGACAAAUAUAUAGUAUCAUGGCCAGCUUUAGGUAGCUUUCGGGACUAUGUGAUACAUCAAUGGGCUGGUAAAGCCCAUCUAUUGUCUUGUUUUGGGAAUUCAACGCGAACAAACAAUAACUCGGAGACUUUCAACCGUUCGUUAUUAAGAAGGAUUGGAGGAAAAAAUCCAAUACUUAUGAAUUUUUCUCAUUAG
Messenger RNA from Aphidius gifuensis, 1047 nucleotides. RefSeq lists its product as uncharacterized. The record is from RefSeq and is a predicted model, not a curated record. The transcript is spliced from 5 exons. Bases 1 to 1047 code for a protein of 348 amino acids. Lineage: Eukaryota; Metazoa; Arthropoda; Insecta; Hymenoptera; Braconidae.